This is a messenger RNA of Coniophora puteana RWD-64-598 SS2, 1502 nucleotides long. Its product is annotated as RIO1-domain-containing protein. Lineage: Eukaryota; Fungi; Basidiomycota; Agaricomycetes; Boletales; Coniophoraceae. Bases 75 to 1283 code for a protein of 402 amino acids. Gene Ontology annotation, biological process: maturation of SSU-rRNA; protein phosphorylation. The record is from RefSeq and is a predicted model, not a curated record. Gene Ontology annotation, cellular component: nucleus; cytosol; preribosome, small subunit precursor. Gene Ontology annotation, molecular function: protein serine/threonine kinase activity; ATP binding. The transcript is spliced from 9 exons.
CUAACCGCAACGCCGAAAUCUUAUCUCUAUUGAAACGAUUGGGAAGUGGACAUACCAACGAACAAAAAACGAGGAUGAAGCUCGAUGCGACAGACCUGCGCUACAUAACCGCUGACGAGUUCCGAGUGCUUACCGCGGUUGAGAUCGGAUCCAAAAAUCAUGAAGUCGUGCCGACCCCUCUCAUCGCUCAGAUAUCCGGCCUAAGAAGCGGUGGUGUAAACAAACUCAUCGGGUCGCUGGCCAAACGAAAUCUAAUUGCAAAGGUUCAGAACUCUAAAUAUGAUGGAUACAGACUCACGUAUGGCGGAUAUGACUACUUGGCCAUGAGAGCACUGUCCAAAAGAGACUCCAUGCAUUCUGUCGGGAACCAGAUUGGUGUCGGAAAGGAAGCCGAUGUCUAUGUGGUAGCAGACGUAGAGGGCAAUGAAAUGGUGCUCAAGCUUCAUCGUCUAGGUCGAAUAUCUUUCCGUGCAAUCAAGGAAAAGAGAGACUAUCUGGGCAAACGCAAAUCAGCAUCGUGGAUGUACAUGUCUCGGCUGGCAGCUGAGAAAGAGUGGGCGUUUAUGAAGAUCCUAUACGAGCAUGACUUUCCCGUUCCAAAGCCAAUAGACCAUGCACGACAUUGUUUACUGAUGGAGGCCAUUGACGCAUACCCACUCCGACAAGUUUCGGACAUCCCCUCUCCUGGAAAGCUGUAUUCUACUCUUAUGGACAUCAUUGUCCGCUUCGCUAGCGCCGGGCUCAUCCAUGGCGAUUACAACGAAUUCAAUAUUCUCAUCAAGCGAGACUCUGGAGACCCUGUGGUCAUCGAUUUCCCCCAGAUGGUCAGCACAUCGCAUGCAAACGCCGAAUGGUAUUUCAACAGAGAUGUGGAGUGCAUAAGGACAUUCUUUCGGAGAAGGUUCAAGUACGAGAGUAGCUUGUAUCCCCGGUUCAGGAACGCAAGCUCUGAAGGUGACGGAGAGAACUUCCAACUGGAUGUGGUCGUUUCUGCAAGCGGGUGGUCAAAGAAAGAACAAAAGGUUUUGGAAGAAUAUAUGGACGCCGUUAAGGAAGACGAACCUCAAGGGACUCUUGAUGAUAGCGACACGGACGAAGAGGAAGAGGAAGAAAGCGAGCCAGAGGAAGAAGAGGUGGAGGACGCCAUCGAUGGCAACAACGACGAGCAUAAAGUUGACAGUGAAGGCAGAGCGGAAGCUGCAGAUGAAGAAACAGUCACCACCCAAAUCACGGUCGCCCUCUCCCAGCUCGUUGGCGAAGAUGACGGCUUCACUGAGCCUUAGUUCCGCGCCAACCGUUCACGGAAAGGUGAAAAGUGACUUGGCAAAGAAGGCACGACAGCAAAAGAAGUACCACUCAAAACGCAGCGUUCAGCGAGCCGGACGACCGCAGGGGAGUAAAGCAAAACAAGAUUCACGGGUGAAGCUUGACAAAAGCGAAAUAUGGGGAUAGUUAACUAUGCCAGCAUGUGAUGAUUAACCCUACAUAUGCACUACACAGCG